This is a messenger RNA of Corythoichthys intestinalis (scribbled pipefish), 1414 nucleotides long. RefSeq lists its product as uncharacterized. The record is from RefSeq and is a predicted model, not a curated record. The transcript has 9 exons. NCBI's taxonomy places the organism in Eukaryota, Metazoa, Chordata, Actinopteri, Syngnathiformes, Syngnathidae. Bases 155 to 1132 code for a protein of 325 amino acids.
GAAUGUCAACUUCAUAGAAAAGUAGAGUGUAAAGUAAAACAUGUUGAGCAUUUAUCACAAAUUCCUGUCUGUGUAAGGAUAAAAUACAUUGUCCUGACAAGUAAAUGAAAAAAGGUAUCUCUCAUGCUAGUAAAUUGCCAUUGUUGCAAAUAGAAUGAGGCCAAAUGAAAGGAAGACUUUGUUGGCGAUGAAGGAAAACAUUGAGAUGGAAUUGUUUUCUUCUGAAGAAUCCUGUGAGUUGCUUUCGGCGGGAGAGCUGAAGGAAGACAAUUACUUUUAUAAGAAGGACUUGGAGCAUCCUCUAGUUAUUUGUGAGGAAGAACCAACUCUGGAGAUGCAAGACACAUUGCAGAAGGUCAAACCCAACACAGUGACCCCUUCCAGGGUAAAUAAAAACGUUGACCACCGUCCCCCUCCUCCAGUGUUCAUGGAGGACAUAGAAAUAGAAAUGGAGGAGUUUCCUCUCCCUAUGACGUUUGAGGCUCGGCUUGUGGAUCUUACUACUCCGACAUUUCAUGAAGCUACCUCACACAAAGCAAGGCGAAUGAAAUGGAAGAGACUGACUCCACAGCAGACUGGGCUGGUGGUUAAAGACGUUCUCUGUUUACCAAGAGGCUACUACAAUGAAGAAAUCAUGAGAAACAUUGCACCACAAGGGGAAGAGCAAUCAGCUCUUUCAGCCUUGGGAAUGACCGCCAGGAUCACCAUUGAUCGGAAAUGGUCAGCCAAACAGAUGGAGAGCCGCUUGGUGGUGCUUUUCCAAGGGCGACUUGCAAAAGAGGAUGGACAAAAGUUUUCCUUCACAUAUUUACAGUGCAUACAGCAGGUUCUAUUCAUCCCAAUCACACCUGCGGAAGGUUGGACUGGAGAGCAGGUCCUCAGGAUCUCAGGACAGGGUUCCUUGUAUAUUCUCAGUCACCAUGACCACUUGCAGACAUCAAGUGAGACGGUUGUGGUUGACAGAGAAAGUAUAUGUCAGGAGAAAACGAGAGAGAGCUGCCGAGAGGGCGAUAAUCCACAUGACAGCCAGGACCAACCCCAAAUUUACCAGAGCACAGACGCUGCUGCUACUGGAUGCAUCGAUGUUACUGGUGGACCGUAUCCUGUCAAGAAUGUUAAAACUGUCCUUUGAAAUAUAUCCAAACAAUUUAGUAUUGACAAAUAUGAAGCACAAUUUAUGUUUUUGUAGUUUUUAGUGUUGUUAUUUGAAUGUUUGAAAUGUAAUUUAUGUGGACAAAUGCCAUCUGGGCUCUGCCAUUUUCCCAAGAAACCUUUUAAUGAUUUUUAUUUCUAUAUGACCCAUAGAUAGGAAUUGGGAAUUAUAGAUUAAAUAAUGUGAUUUUUUAUUAUUUUUUUAUGUUGAAUUGUUCUCAAAUGGAUUCUGAGCAAAGUGUUACAUUGAACUUGUUGAUAA